This is a messenger RNA of Microtus ochrogaster (prairie vole), 10134 nucleotides long. It is a transcript of the gene Ptprt, whose product is annotated as protein tyrosine phosphatase, receptor type T. The coding region runs from base 289 to 4752 and encodes 1487 amino acids. The transcript is spliced from 33 exons. Gene Ontology annotation, cellular component: membrane. Gene Ontology annotation, biological process: protein dephosphorylation. NCBI's taxonomy places the organism in Eukaryota, Metazoa, Chordata, Mammalia, Rodentia, Cricetidae. Gene Ontology annotation, molecular function: protein binding; protein tyrosine phosphatase activity. The record is from RefSeq and is a predicted model, not a curated record.
GAGGCGGAGCGCCCUGGCGGGCGGCGGCGACGGCGGCGGCGUUAGGACUCGGGGGACACCGCCCCCCGGCCCCCGCGUCCCGCCCCCGCCCAGCCUAGCGCCUCAGUUCGCGCCGUGCCAGGGCUCGGAGCGCAGCAGCGCUGGUUCCUGCUGACAGAGCUGAGCCAGCCCGGGGAGCCCAGCGGCGCGCACUGCCUGCAGCCGCGCCGGCGAUGCGGGGCCACCCUGUGCCCGCUCGAGUCCCGGCCCCGGCGCCCGCGGGAAGGGGCUGAGCUGCUCGCCGUCCGGAUGGGGAGCCUAGGCGCGCUUGCCCUCUGCCUGCUCCGGCUCCUGCUCCUGGGGCUGCAGCGGUCGCCGCUGCCCGGCGCCCGAGCGCAGAGCGCCGCAGGUGGCUGUUCCUUUGAUGAGCACUAUAGCAACUGUGGGUAUAGCGUGGCUCUGGGCACCAAUGGGUUUACCUGGGAGCAGAUUAACACAUGGGAGAAGCCAAUGCUGGACCCAGCUGUGCCUACAGGCUCCUUCAUGAUGGUGAACAGCUCCGGAAGGGCUUCCGGCCAGAAAGCGCAUCUUCUUCUGCCGACCCUGAAGGAGAAUGACACCCACUGCAUUGACUUCCACUACUACUUCUCCAGCCGAGAUCGCUCCAGCCCGGGAGCCUUGAAUGUCUACGUGAAGGUGAACGGUGGUCCCCAAGGGAACCCUGUCUGGAACGUGUCUGGGGUUGUCACCGAGGGCUGGGUGAAGGCAGAGCUUGCCAUCAGCACCUUCUGGCCUCAUUUCUACCAGGUGAUAUUUGAAUCCGUCUCUUUGAAGGGUCAUCCUGGUUACAUCGCUGUGGACGAGGUCCGGGUCCUUGCUCAUCCAUGCAGAAAAGCACCUCAUUUCCUGCGACUCCAGAACGUUGAGGUGAACGUUGGGCAGAACGCCACGUUUCAGUGCAUUGCUGGUGGGAAGUGGUCUCAGCACGACAAGCUUUGGCUUCAGCAAUGGAAUGGCAGAGACACGGCCCUCAUGGUCACUCGUGUGGUCAACCACAGGCGCUUCUCGGCCACUGUCAGUGUGGCAGACACCUCUCAACGCAGCGUCUCCAAGUAUCGCUGUGUAAUCCGCUCAGAUGGUGGGUCCGGUGUGUCCAACUAUGCAGAGCUGAUCGUGAAAGAGCCUCCCACGCCUAUCGCUCCCCCAGAACUGUUGGCAGUUGGGGCCACCUAUCUGUGGAUUAAGCCAAAUGCCAACUCCAUUAUUGGUGACGGUCCCAUCAUUCUGAAGGAAGUGGAAUACCGCACUACCACGGGCACAUGGGCCGAGACCCACAUCGUGGAUUCUCCCAACUACAAGCUCUGGCAUCUGGACCCUGAUGUGGAGUAUGAGAUCCGGGUGCUGCUCACACGGCCAGGCGAGGGAGGCACAGGACCACCAGGACCUCCUCUUACCACCAGGACCAAGUGUGCAGAUCCCGUGCACGGCCCUCAGAACGUGGAGAUUGUGGACAUUCGGGCCAGGCAGCUGACCCUGCAGUGGGAGCCCUUUGGCUACGCAGUGACCCGCUGCCACAGCUACAACCUUACGGUGCAGUACCAGUACGUGUUCAACCAGCAGCAGUAUGAGGCCGAGGAGGUGAUCCAGACCUCUUCCCACUACACCCUGCGGGGUCUGCGGCCCUUCAUGACCAUCAGACUGCGCCUACUGCUCUCCAACCCUGAGGGCCGGAUGGAGAGUGAGGAGCUGGUGGUACAGACCGAGGAGGAUGUUCCAGGAGCUGUUCCUCUUGAGUCCAUCCAGGGAGGGCCCUUUGAGGAGAAGAUCUACAUCCAGUGGAAACCUCCCAAUGAAACCAAUGGGGUCAUCACACUCUAUGAGAUUAACUACAAGGCUGUUGGCUCACUGGAUCCAAACGCCGACCUGUCCAGCCAGAGGGGAAAAGUGUUCAAACUCCGGAAUGAAACCCACCACCUCUUUGUGGGUCUGUACCCAGGAACCACCUACUCCUUCACCAUCAAGGCCAGCACAGCCAAGGGCUUUGGACCUCCUGUCACCACUCGGAUUGCCACCAAGAUCUCAGCUCCGUCGAUGCCUGAAUACGAUGCAGAUACACCACUUAAUGAAACAGAAACGACCAUCACAGUGAUGCUCAAACCUGCCCAGUCUCGGGGAGCCCCUGUCAGUGUUUACCAGCUGGUGGUCAAGGAGGAGCGACUUCAGAAAUCCCGGAGAGCGGCUGACAUCAUCGAGUGUUUCUCUGUACCUGUGAGCUACCGGAACGCCUCCAACCUUGAUUCUCUCCACUACUUUGCUGCCGAGUUGAAGCCCUCCAACCUGCCUGUCACCCAGCCAUUUACAGUAGGAGACAACAAGACAUACAACGGCUACUGGAACCCUCCCCUCUCCCCAUUGAAGAGCUACAGCAUCUACUUCCAGGCACUCAGCAAAGCAAAUGGAGAGACAAAAAUCAACUGUGUGCGUCUGGCUACAAAAGCACCAAUGGGCAGCGCCCAGGUGACCCCGGGGACUCCACUCUGCCUUCUCACCACAGGUGCUUCCACGCAGAAUUCUAACACUGUGGAGCCAGAGAAGCAGGUAGACAACACGGUGAAGAUGGCAGGUGUGAUCGCUGGCCUCCUCAUGUUCAUCAUCAUUCUCCUGGGUGUGAUGCUGACCAUCAAAAGGAGAAGAAAUGCUUAUUCCUACUCCUAUUACUUGUCCCAAAGGAAGCUGGCUAAGAAGCAGAAGGAGACACAGAGCGGAGCCCAGAGGGAGAUGGGCCCCGUGGCCUCAGCUGACAAGCCCACCACCAAGCUCAGCACCAACCGCAAUGAUGAAGGCUUCUCCUCCAGUUCUCAGGAUGUUAAUGGAUUCACAGACGGCAGCCGUGGGGAGCUGUCCCAGCCUACCCUCACCAUUCAGACUCACCCCUACCGGACCUGCGACCCUGUGGAGAUGAGCUACCCCCGGGACCAGUUCCAGCCUGCCAUUCGAGUGGCUGACCUUCUCCAACACAUCACUCAGAUGAAGAGAGGCCAGGGCUACGGCUUCAAGGAGGAAUACGAGGCCUUACCAGAGGGACAGACAGCUUCGUGGGACACAGCCAAGGAAGAUGAAAACCGCAAUAAGAAUCGAUAUGGAAACAUCAUAUCCUAUGACCACUCCCGGGUGAGGCUGUUGGUGCUGGAUGGAGACCCCCACUCUGACUACAUCAAUGCCAACUACAUCGAUGGGUACCACCGUCCCCGGCACUACAUUGCAACCCAAGGUCCAAUGCAAGAGACUGUGAAGGACUUUUGGAGAAUGAUCUGGCAGGAAAACUCUGCUAGCAUCGUCAUGGUCACAAACCUCGUGGAAGUGGGCAGGCACCCAGCGGAACACACUGUGGGAAAUGCCACGCUAGGCCGUGCGUCGUCCCCCGGAAUGGUAAAGUGUGUGCGAUACUGGCCAGAUGACACAGAGGUCUAUGGAGACAUUAAAGUCACCCUAAUUGAAACAGAGCCCCUGGCAGAAUAUGUCAUCCGCACCUUCACAGUCCAGAAGAAAGGCUACCACGAGAUCCGGGAACUCCGCCUCUUCCACUUCACCAGCUGGCCUGACCAUGGUGUUCCCUGCUAUGCCACAGGCCUUCUGGGCUUCGUCCGCCAGGUCAAGUUCCUCAACCCCCCAGAAGCCGGGCCCAUAGUGGUCCACUGCAGUGCUGGAGCCGGGAGGACUGGCUGCUUCAUUGCCAUUGACACCAUGCUCGACAUGGCUGAGAAUGAAGGGGUGGUGGACAUCUUCAACUGCGUGCGUGAGCUACGGGCACAGAGGGUCAACCUGGUGCAAACAGAGGAGCAGUAUGUGUUCGUGCAUGACGCCAUCCUGGAAGCAUGCCUCUGUGGCAAUACCGCCAUCCCUGUGUGUGAGUUCCGCUCUCUCUACUACAACAUCAGCAGGCUGGACCCCCAGACUAACUCCAGCCAGAUCAAAGAUGAGUUUCAGACACUCAACAUUGUGACACCCCGAGUACGGCCUGAGGACUGCAGCAUCGGACUCUUACCCCGGAACCAUGAUAAGAAUCGGAGCAUGGAUGUCCUGCCUCUGGACCGCUGCCUGCCCUUCCUCAUCUCAGUGGAUGGAGAGUCCAGCAAUUACAUCAAUGCAGCACUGAUGGAUAGUCACAAGCAACCUGCUGCCUUUGUGGUCACCCAGCACCCUCUCCCCAACACUGUGGCAGACUUCUGGAGACUGGUGUUCGAUUACAAUUGUUCCUCUGUGGUGAUGCUGAACGAGAUGGACACUGCUCAGCUUUGUAUGCAAUACUGGCCUGAGAAGACCUCUGGGUGUUACGGUCCCAUCCAGGUGGAGUUUGUCUCUGCAGACAUUGAUGAGGAUAUCAUCCACAGAAUCUUCCGUAUCUGUAACAUGGCUCGGCCACAGGAUGGUUACCGUAUUGUCCAGCACCUCCAGUAUAUUGGCUGGCCUGCAUACCGGGACACACCCCCUUCCAAGCGCUCUCUACUCAAAGUGGUCCGACGGCUGGAGAAGUGGCAGGAGCAGUACGAUGGGAGAGAGGGACGCACUGUGGUCCACUGCCUAAAUGGAGGCGGCCGCAGCGGAACCUUCUGUGCCAUCUGCAGUGUGUGCGAGAUGAUCCAACAGCAGAACAUCAUCGACGUGUUCCACAUUGUGAAAACUCUGCGCAACAACAAGUCCAACAUGGUGGAGACACUGGAACAGUAUAAAUUUGUAUAUGAGGUGGCGCUGGAAUAUUUAAGCUCCUUUUAGCCCAGUUGGAUGGGAAACCUGCCAGAGUCCAGAGGCUGUUUGUUGCAGCUGACCCUCUUUUUCUGUGACUGACGAUGACUGGUCUCAGGAGUUCGGAGGUGGCACACCUGCCCAACUCCUAGAAGAAGACUGGUGGUCUCCUUCUCUGCUAUGGGCUCUGCAGCUUCUGGCGGGUCUUCUGCAGCUGUGGGAGAUGCUGCUGUGAUGGGGCCCGAGCUUCCCUUCUACACCUGAUGACAUGGGGCCCACAGAAGUUUACACUCAAGCAAGGCCCUGGACUUCCGAUCCCCAGAUCUCUUGCUUUUGUUCUUUCUGAGUUUGUCAAUCUCAUGACGAGCUGACUGCGCGGGUGCUGGGGUAUGGGGAGCUGGCCAGCCCUUCCCUUGCUGUCCUUAGGAGGACUGGGGUGGAAGUUCUUCUCCAUUCUAUCUUGCAAAAGACAGUAGUUUGGGGAUCACUGGGUUAUUGAGGUUCUACAGUCUCCUACAAGGGGCUCUGGCAUGAGACACUUGCCAGUCUGUAUCAGUGUGACUUCUGGAUAACCCCUAGACCAUAUCAGGGGUCCUCUUCAUUUCACACCUAACCUAUGCUGGGUUUGACUCAUGACUACCAUCUCCAGCCAAGACCUGACCUUCUGUAUUCUCCUGGCCAACCAGCUAUUCCCACGUCAUACUUGGGCAAGGGUUUCCUUUGCUUUUCCAUAGUCUGUCGGGGAGGAGGAUUCAUAGGAAAUGUUGCAGUACCUUUUUAUCUUUGUAGAAAGGGCCACUCUCCUGGGCAGGUUCUGACUGGCCUGUAUGGUAUAACCCUGUGCUCCCUAGGUGGUACUUUCUGUAUGAAAGACAAACAAGAAAAGCUUUGAUUGUUCUCCCAAGUACAUGUGAAAAGAAACCAUUUGAGAAUAUAAAUCCCACAUUCUCUUAUGUCAGAAAAAAAAAAGGAAGAAAAGAAAAAGGGAGGAUGGUAGUUUUAGUGUGGCUGUAAGAUACAUUUCUUGGGCGUAUCAUGAUUCCUGGCCCACAUGAUCCUUGAAAAGUCCCACUGAUGACACAGCCGUUGAAGAAGUGAGGUGGUCCUCCAGGGAUUGGUCUCUGGUUUGGGGGGAAAUACAGAAAUAGCUUUGUAAUUUGUCUCUCCAAAUCUGAACACUUUCCUAAAGAAAUCCAGCUGCUGUUUUGAAAAUGGCUACUGUGGCUCCCAGGCUGGUUUCUAAUACAUUAAGCAGGUUUAGCUCCUGAAAUUCUUAGUCUUGUCCAAAGCAUGAGUAAAUCCAGAAAAGGGAAACAUUGGUGAAGCUUUGCAGCAAGCCAAGUGCCAUACUUAUUCCCUCCCAUAUGACGUCUCAUUGCACCCCUGGAAAGGGUUUGCAUCACCUCCAUUUUGUAAUUGAAGGAACCCGAGCACCUUCUUCAGUGAUGGAAUUCGGGAUUCAAAAAGACAGGUGAUGGCAAUGAAACCUUCCUGCCAUUUUCUUCAUGCUUUCUCAGCCACGCAGUUAUUUAAUGGCCAGAAACUUCUGAGCAGAGAGAGAAGGCCAUGAGCAGAAAAUUUAAUUCUUUCUUUCUGCUACCAGUUCUUCUCGGUAGCCCAAACUUUCAGAAAUAUUUUUAUUAACUCAUUCCCAGUUCCCCGGGAAAGCUAAUCUUAUCUAAUUUCUUCAUUGCUAAAAACAAUUCUCAUGUUCCCUCAGGGUACAAGGGAGCCAGCCUGGGAAUCUCUCUAGCCUGGGCUGAGCCACAAUAUUUGACAGCCUUAAUAGCCAGGGGUCUAGAAAGGUCUAUCUUGCAGACUGAUUUAGCCGCAAAGUAUGAGGGACACAGAAUCCAAUAAGGUAUGCAUCUUGCCCUUCAGGCUCCCUGUAUACUAGGAAAGUUGAGCCACAUUGUAAUAGUGGAACAUACAAGCGUUCAAUGAGCCUAGACAUGAGAGUAACUCACUCUACCUAGCAACACCCAUUCCAGCUGGGUCUCAACAGAUAGAACAGAAAAAAGGGAAAGUCAAGCCAAGGGGGUUAAUGUGCACAAUGGUACAGAGAAGUGAGAAAGUAUCAGGAGGGACAAUGGUGAGAGGUUUGCCCAGCUAGAAUAGAGCACGGGAGGCAUAAUAGCAGGAAGGUAGCCAGAGCCAGGGAGGAAAUGUAAAGAGCAUGGUCAUCACCCUGCAGGCAACAAGAAGCUGGCAGAGCUCAACAGUGAUGCACUCAGCUUGGUUUGGGAGAAAGUCCUCUGGACAAGUAGUACAGCGUCUUAUAUCUGGACCAGUAGUACAGCAACUUGGUUUGGGAGAAGGUCCUCUGGACCAGUAGUACAGCAUCUUUUCCUUUCAUCAGACACUGUGAAAACAUCCUCCUCUGUGUGUGCUUUUAGUGUUACCUGUGCGUAAGUGUGUGUGUGUGUGUGUGUGUGUGUGUGUGUGUGUGCGUGUGUUCAUUAUUUUGUUGCUGGAACAAAUAUGGACUGGAUCAUGAAACUCAGCUCUUGUGCAAAACACCAGGUCUCUGCUCUACCAUGGAGCAGGGUCAACAACCCUGACCUCUAAACCUACAAGGACAAGAUAUGAAAGGAAACCAGGAAGUCAACUUCCAUUGGCAUGAGCCCAGGAGCUGUCUAGAAGUCCAAGAACACUAGACCUGAUCAAGGAAGGCUGUCACUUUAGAGGUUCAAAAGAAAAUAUCUCAAAGCAAAGGCAAGCGAAGGGGUCCCAUGCUUCAUUCUUCUCCUUUGAUGGGCCUCUUACCAGGUAGAUUUGAGUCUAUCCACAGGCCCCAGCCCCUACUGGUCCUUCUGGUUUCCUGUGGCUCUUGUCUUCUAUUCCAAACGGAUUUCCCUAUAGCCUGCAGGAGUCCGUAGCAUAACCAAUUAGCAUGUUGCAUGCUAUUUCCUCAGAUCUUGGACAGUCCCAACAGGAAGCAGGCAGAGGAAGGAUUAUUUCAUAGAAAUCCUAGAAUUCAUUCUGCUGAGGAAGGGGUGAAAGAGCUGAAGGAUAAAGAUGACAGUGGUCUCUAUCAUUUCAAACGAUGGGAAUUUGAAGAGUAAGUUCAGGGGGAAAGAAAUGUGUGAAAAUUCAGGCCAUGCUGAGGGAACUCUCCAAGGGUUAGCCCAUCCCCUUAUUUUCUCAUAACCCAGUCACCCUCAAAGGAAGUGGUCUUAGGCCAGUGUGCACAAAAAGAAAAUGAGGCACAUGGACAGAAAUGAGAUUCUUCAGAUUCAUGUGGGAAACAUGCAGAAGGGCUUAGAUGAAAUGAAGAUGGUACUAAGGAAUUGAUAAGGUUUUUUUCUCCCAGGAAACCUCCCAGGGAAAUCCACCUUCCAAGAGUCUCGUCUCAUUUCUAUUAUAGAAUGAGCUCAUCUUUACAUGAGCAAAGAAAGGGUACCAAAGAGAAUCCUCGCUUAGCAAGAUCUUCCUAUUGGUCUCUAUUGCAAUAUAAAUGGAGAAGGUGUAAGAUAUAAAUGAGAUACGAUCAACUGUCCUCACUUGGAUGUGUUUAUGGCCUACAUGGCUUCAGGUUUGACCACAGCUGCAUCUCAACAUCAUAUUAUCGUACUGAUAGGAUUAUCAUGGAGGAGGUAGGGGCCUGUCAGCCACUAGACAGCCAUAGCACAGCCCUUUUUAUAGGAAUGGAAGAGGCCACUUGCUUCAGGUAUUUACCCUCACUGUGGGGCUGAGCAAUCAAUGUCACCUACUCUGUGGAACCAGCAGACUCUACUGUAGACUCUAAACCAUGAGUUCACUCUUCCAACACUUCUGAAGUGUCUGUGACUGUGGCAAUCACUACUUUACUGGCAAGGAAAACAAAUCUAGAGAAAGAACUCACUUACCUAUAUAAGCAAAUUUUACCUAGUUUUCUGAGCACAGAGACAAUAUUCUUGCACCAUGGUAUCUGGGAUUUUCCCACUCUUAACAACAGAAACAAGAGUGAAACUAAUGACUCAGUAAAUAGUGAUAAAGCCCAGUGAAGACAAUGGUCAGCUUCAAAUUCCUUUAGAGCCUCAUGUUUUACAUUCAUAACAUAUUUGAAUUCCAUUUGCUAAUUUAUUCUCUGUAGUUUAAAUAUGACUGCAUAAAUAUAUAUUUUUUAAAUCUGCCCUUGUCUCAUACAUCUCUCUGAUGGACCUCGGAGAAUGAUAUCUCUGUCCAAGGUAUAGUACCUAGUCUUGUUCCUUACUUCCAAGGUCAGUUCUCACUCAAGUUCACAUCAACUUAUACUCCCCUAGGCGCAUUCAUUGCUGUGUGCAUACCCUGACUGCACUGCUCCUGACAUUCAGCUUAGGUCUCUUCUUCUUGCAGAAGGUUCUGCAAGGUACCUACUGAGAGACCAGAAUAAUGAGGACUUACCUACCAGGCAUGGUGAAGGUUGGGCCCACAAAACCCAACAGACAAAGGAGAAACAAGAUGUAGCCUCACUCAGAAGAUCCUUGACUAUUGGGAAGUGCCUAUUGUCUUAGUAGAGUCCUAUGGCUUUUGAUGUGGGCAAAUCUUAGGAUAUAUGUCAUACAAACAUUUGGAAUCUUAAACACCAUUUGCUUAGCUCUAUACAAUCCUUGGGUUCCUAUAACAUCCAGCACUCCAAACAGGUACCACUAGGAAAGACAGACAGAUCACUAUGGCAUGGUACACCAUGGUAAGUAGGAUAAGAGCUUGCUCUUUGAUUUGAACUCCAACUUCACCAUUUUUGGACAUUAAAUUAUCAGGCUGAACAAUACAUGGAAAAAUCCUUGGCCAGGCUAGAAGUGGUUAAUCUGGAAGGCUAGGGUAGGAAAACAGGAAGGCAAAUUGAAACUCAGUGUCUUCUUAGAAGUAAGGAUGAUUAUGGGAUGUAGAGCUGAGUGAUAAAUGAUGUGGGGGAUAGAUUAAAGAAAGUCACCUUUCGUUAGCCUGUAGCUGGCCACCCCUGCUAACCAUCAGCACCAAGCUAAAACAAGUUCCAUAAGAUAUGUCUAGAUCCAAGGCUAAUCAUGAACAAUAUGUUGAUCCAAUGCCAUAAAGUCAAUAGAUUAUACUGAGAUGAGUUACCUACGAAUGAGUCACCAACCCAGGCUGAUAGGCAAAACAAAAGAUAAAAUGGAGAGAUAACAGUGUCAUUUGAAAGCCCUGACUUGCCUUUCCCAUUGACCAAUCAACGUGAAGCCCUCCUUAGCCUCUUGCCAGCUCUAACAUACAGCCACAUAAAGCAGAAAAAUGGGAAAAGUAAAUUCAACCAUAGACCAACUGAGAUUCCGCCUCAUUUGUGUGGGUUCCCUGUGUGAGAUCAUCCCUAGAUACAUAUCAAAAUAUCAAAAACUACAAAACUCAGAGCCUUCCCUUUACCUAACAUGGUGUCACCUUUAAAAUCCUAUCCUUUCUGAAUGAGAGAGAGAGAGAGAGAGAGAGAGAGAGAGAGAG